AUGAAGUCGGUGGUGUUGCUUCUUUUGCUCUUCAGCCUAGUCAACUCUUACUUUCACUACAACAAAGACAAUGGAGAAGCCCAAAUCAGUGGCAUGUUGACUUGUAAAGCGACAAACUUUGAGGAUUUGCCAGUUGUUGUAAGUUUAAUUUGAUUCAUCAAUGUAUCAAUAGAUAAAUUCAGCCCCUUUGUGUUGCUUAUAAUACGUUUACAGAACAAUAAACGUUGAACUUAACCUCAAUCUUUUGUCUUUUUAGAAAAUGAAACUAUGGGAGGAUGAUAACGGACGUGGUGCCUACAUUGAUGGAGACGAUUUGUUGGGUGAAUUCGACGUAGCUCCAACUGGAGAGUUUGCCAUCUUUGGCAGAGAAAAAGAAUACUUUGACACCGAGUUUUAUAUCCAAAUGUAAGGUACUUUUAAUCUUUAUAGGGUCAACGUCUCUAUACAUAUUUGUAAAACAAAAUUUGUUUUAACACCCCCAGAAAAAAUGCCAUCCCAGUACUGAUAAGAUGCAUUACCCAAUAUACCCAUAUAAACCAUCAAAUUUGAACCAUUUCAGUCACCACACAUGCGGCGGUAAAUGCCGUAGUUUGGACGUUUACCAAGAUAAAAUGGCAAAUAACGACGAAAUCGAAUUGGAAAAUCAAGGAGAUGUAGAUUCUGGGUGUAACACCAAGACCUGGGCGGAAAAAGAAGACAUUGAUAACGAAUCGAAAGCUAAUAGUACAAAUGAGUGA
Molecule: messenger RNA, 737 nt
Organism: Bursaphelenchus okinawaensis
Lineage: Eukaryota; Metazoa; Nematoda; Chromadorea; Rhabditida; Aphelenchoididae
Source: the annotation of a GenBank genome assembly